AUGACCUUCUCAGACCAAUGGGAAAAACUUCUUGAGGCCGAGAUUUCUAAAGGUCUCACUGAAAACGAACUGAAAAGUGGGGUGCUGGACUCUGAGAACAAAGAGACUGAAGUCUCUGCCUCAGAACAGGAGAGAGUGAUGUCUGAGUUCAGUGAGAGAAACCCUUCUCCUGGUCGACUUCAUGUCUCUGCAGAACCUCUGAUGGAGCAGAUGGAAGAGAAGCAGGAGAAGUGUGACAUUCUUUCACUUGGAGAACUCAUGUUCCAGUUCAAUUCCCCUGGUGUCCCCCACGAUGAGACUGAAACUCAGCUUAAAACUGAGCAGACCUCGUCUUGUGAACCGGCAAAGAACCAGGAACCAGCCCCUCAGAGCUGCUUGAACCAGGAACCAGCUCCUCAGAGCUGCUUGAACAAGGAACCAGCUCCUCAGAGCUGCUUGAACCAGGAACCAGCUCCUCAGAGCUGCUUGAACAAGGAACCAGCUCCUCAGAGCUGCUUGAACCAAGAACCAGCUCCUCAGAGCUCCUUGACUAAACCUGGCCCUAAGAAGAAGAGGAAGCAGAAACCAGCCAAGAAUCUGCAGGGUGGGCUUGAAGAGCCAAAGACCCCGAUAAAAAGCUUUUCCACAAGCGAACGAGGAAAGUCUCCCCCAAUUGCGCCUGCACAGGCCAGUUUAUCCAGCACCGAGACUCAGCAGGUGAAAACCAUCAGAAACAACUUACCCUCUGAUGAACGAGAGAGGUCUACUCCCAUAGUUAUCAGAUACAGCUCACCCUCUGAUGAACAAGAGAGGUCUACUCCCAUAAAAAUCAGAAACAACUUACCCUCUGAUAAACGAGAGAGGUCUUCUCCCAUAAAAAUCAGAUUCAGCUUACCCUCUGAUGAACAAGAGAGGUCUACUCCCAUAAAAAUCAGAUACAGCUUACCCUCUGAGGAACAAGAGAGGUCUACUCCCAUAAAAAUCAGAUACAGCUUACCCUCUGAUAAACGAGAGAGGUCUUCUCCCAUAAAAAUCAGAUACAGCUUACCCUCUGACGAACGAGAGAGGUCUCCCCCCAUAGCCAUCAGAUACAGCUUACCCUCUGACGAACGAGAGAGGUCUCCCCCCAUAGCCAUCAGAUACAGCUUACCCUCUGACGAACGAGAGAGGUCUCCCCCCAUAGCCAUCAGAUACAGCUUUCCCUCUGAUGCCCCCUUCAUGCCUCUGCACCUGAUCCCAGACCAGGGCUCGACUAAGAUCAUACAGAACCGUGAGAUCUCCUCUCAGUGGGACACCACUCACAUCCACAAUUUAGCGUGGGAGGUUUCCCGACAUAUUCUCCAAGAAAAAUACCUGUUUGUGGCGCAUCCUCUGGUUAUGAAGCUGUGUCAGCAACUAGAGGAACAGAUGUUGGAAUGGAAUGUGAAGGAGAGUCCGAAUCACAACAAAAAAAUUGCUUGUGACAUUUACAGAGACCUGUGCUCAAAGAAAAGGAAUAAAUUGAUGAACUUUUCUGCACUGGUCACAGAAGAUGAAAGCGACACCAUCAUCACAGAGAUCCACAACCAUCUGGUUCGACCAAAGAAGAGCAGCAAGCUGUACUCCUUCUUCCAGUCCAUCCGCCAUGCUCUGUGCAGACACUGUUAA
This is a messenger RNA of Knipowitschia caucasica, 1626 nucleotides long. Lineage: Eukaryota; Metazoa; Chordata; Actinopteri; Gobiiformes; Gobiidae. The record is from the annotation of a GenBank genome assembly.